Molecule: messenger RNA, 1360 nt
Organism: Rhodamnia argentea
Lineage: Eukaryota; Viridiplantae; Streptophyta; Magnoliopsida; Myrtales; Myrtaceae
Product: WAT1-related protein At3g30340-like
Exons: 6
Coding region: 68-1153 (361 amino acids)
Cellular component (GO): plasma membrane
Molecular function (GO): transmembrane transporter activity
Source: RefSeq, a predicted model, not a curated record
CUCCAAGCUAAUCAACAGAGCGAGAAGCUUCGGAGUUCGCCUCAUUCCUCAAGAGUAUCUGGUUCAAAUGGCUGAAGAGAACAGGAGUCAUACAUGGCAACCUUUUGUUGCAAUGCUAGCAAUUGAGCUUGCCUUUGCCAUAGUAAAUGUACUAUUCAAGAAAUUGCUUGGUGAGGGAGUGAACCCUUUGGUCCUCAUCACAUACCGACUUUCAGUUUCGGCCAUUUUCUUGGCUCCAGUCAGCUACAUUUUGGAAAGGAAUAGCAGGCCGAAGCUCACGUUUAGAAUUUUGUGUUACCUCUUCUUCAGCGCGAUGCUGGGGGCAUCACUCAGUCAAUAUCUCUUCCUCUUCGGAGUUCAACGAACAUCUGCAACAUUCUCGUGUGCAUUCCUAAACUUGGCGCCCGUCAUGACGUUCGUUGUUGCCUUACCGUUCAGGAUGGAGGCUGUGGACAUAAGAAGCAGCAGCGGAAUAGCCAAAGUGCUGGGUUCGAUUGUGUGCAUCAUUGGGGUCUUGACACUCACUCUCUACAGAGGAAGCUCUUUGCUCCACCAUUCGGAGUCAAGUUUGCAUGCUUUUAGUCCCGCUGUGAGGCUCCGGGCGACAAGGAGCACGGUGAGAUGGGUGAUCAGCUCCAUGGCAUUGUUUUCGGGGACCUUAUUGUGGGCAUGUUGGUUCCUUGUUCAAUCCAGUAUUGGGAAAUCAUACCCUUGCAAGUACACCAGCACAGCCUUCAUGUCCUUCUUCGGUGCCCUCCAGUCUGCAACGUUAGCGAGCUUGUCGCCGGGAAUGAGCCUCUCCGUGUGGGUUCUCAAGGGCAAACUCGAGAUAUUCUCCGUGGUCUUCGCCGGGAUGGUGUGCUCGGGAUUGUGCUACGUGGGGAUGUCGUGGUGCGUCAAGAAAAGGGGACCCGUGUUCACGGCGGCGUUCAGCCCCCUCGUUCAGACAUUUGCCGCCAUGAUCGGCAUCCCCGCCCUCCGAGAGCAGCUUUAUCUAGGGAGCCUGCUGGGAUCUGUUCUUGUGAUCGUGGGACUGUACGUUCUGCUGUGGGGCAAGAACAGAGAGAUGCUCGAGAGUGUCAAGGAAAAGGCGCAGCCGGUUCAAGACAUUGACGAACAAGAAGCUAAAGCGGAAGUUGUCACAAACAAAUAGCACAUGAAAGAAAUGUCGCUUGUUCUCCAUGGAAUUUUUCCCCUUUUUUUUUUUUUCCUGAUCGAGUUCGAGUCAGCCGACAGAAUGGUUAGUCGCGAUCCGAAAACGGGUUGUGCGCCUGUUUGUGAAAUCGCUGCCAUUUGCAUCGUCAAGCAUGUAAACCUCGCCGUUUUCGGCAAAUUUUCAGUGGUUGGGUUGAAUUUCUCA